AUGCUGAUGCAGGUGCUGCUGGUGGCGUCGGCGGUGGCGGCGUUCCUGGUCGGGUACGCGAUGGCCGACUUCCAGCUGAUGCUGCUCGUCUACGCCGGCGGGGUUGUCCUCACGGCGCUCGUCACCGUCCCCAACUGGCCGUUCUUCAACCGGCACCCGCUCAAGUGGCUCGACGCCGCCGAGGCUGAUCGCCACCCCCGCCCGCAGAUCAGCAGCGCACCAGCGACGACCGGGGUCAUCAUGAUGUUCAAGAAUACCAUGCAUGAUGGAGCUUUUGUGCGUUCUGAGUUCAUCAUUAACCUGUUGUUAAUGGUCAACGUUGCAACUGGAAAAUAUUGGUCGUCCCUAGUUAGUUUCUUUGUCUAA
Triticum turgidum subsp. durum (durum wheat) is the source of this 366-nucleotide messenger RNA. The record is from the annotation of a GenBank genome assembly. Lineage: Eukaryota; Viridiplantae; Streptophyta; Magnoliopsida; Poales; Poaceae.